AUGGAGAGAAAAAGCAUCAAAGUCGAAGAACAACCUCGGAAUGCGCUGGAUCUUUGGCAGUAUGCGGAUCCUCCGGGGUUGGAGACGAUUCAAGCGCUGGAAAAUGGCCGUCAUGGAGGCGUAGCGCCUCUGUCGAUGGCGCGCAGUAACUCUCUCAUUUCCAACGCGGCUGUUGCGCUCUCGCAACUGCAUUUGGCCAAGUUUUCGUCGACGACGGAGCGUCAUCGUGCUCCUCACGUUACGAGGAACGGGCAGCAUCUUGCGCGGUAUCUGUGUAUUUUCGCGAAGGACUCGUUGAGCGACAGGUCGGAUGUGCCUAAAGAAGCAUUCGGAUGA
Messenger RNA from Monascus purpureus, 336 nucleotides. Lineage: Eukaryota; Fungi; Ascomycota; Eurotiomycetes; Eurotiales; Aspergillaceae. The record is from the annotation of a GenBank genome assembly.